AUGUUGCGGUUCAGGUUCAAGCACAACUGGGGCACCGCGGAGAAGCUCUACAAGUCCGAGGCCAUCGACUCCUUCGGCAACAAGUACCUCCUUGGUGUCUACGAGACCGUGAAGGAGGCCGAGAAGGCCUUCGACGAGUGGAACAAGGAGCACCUUGGAGCUGAGCCUUCUAAGUACGAGCAAGCCGGCGCUGAUGUCAAGGAGUCCCUCAGUGGCUGGGCCAAGCAGCAGGAGGCGGCUCUGGCCGAAGACCAGGACGAGGUGGACCGCCUCCGAAAGGCCCUGGAAGAAGCACGCCGUUGA
Messenger RNA from Symbiodinium sp. CCMP2456, 303 nucleotides. NCBI's taxonomy places the organism in Eukaryota, Dinophyceae, Suessiales, Symbiodiniaceae. The record is from the annotation of a GenBank genome assembly.